Messenger RNA from Triticum urartu, 2773 nucleotides. Its product is annotated as monosaccharide-sensing protein 2. The record is from RefSeq and is a predicted model, not a curated record. NCBI's taxonomy places the organism in Eukaryota, Viridiplantae, Streptophyta, Magnoliopsida, Poales, Poaceae. Gene Ontology annotation, molecular function: transmembrane transporter activity. Gene Ontology annotation, cellular component: membrane. Gene Ontology annotation, biological process: transmembrane transport.
GCUCGCCUUGUCUUCUUCUUUUCCGGUGGCAGCCGGGGCAGUGAACGAGGGGCAGCUCUUGGCUCCUAUUUGAGGCGGCUUCGCUCGGUUCUGAUCUACCGCACCGCACCACCACACCACACCAGGGGGCUGCCGCUUCUUGGGCUUCUCCAUCUCCUCUCCUUGGUUGGUUCUCUACUAGAGAGGCGCAGCUGCAGGGAUCCUUGGUGGAGAGGAGGGAAGAAGAUGUCGGGUGCUGCACUGGUCGCGAUUGCGGCUUCCAUCGGCAAUCUGCUGCAGGGGUGGGACAAUGCCACCAUCGCUGGUGCUGUCCUGUACAUCAAGAAGGAAUUCCAGCUCGAAAAUAAUCCGACUGUGGAGGGGCUCAUCGUGGCCAUGUCGCUCAUCGGUGCAACCAUCAUCACCACAUUCUCCGGGCCAGUAUCAGACUGGGUUGGCCGGCGCCCUAUGCUCAUUCUCUCUUCGCUUCUCUACUUCCUCAGCGGCCUAAUUAUGCUAUGGUCACCCAAUGUCUAUGUGCUGCUCCUGGCACGCCUUGUCGAUGGCUUUGGUAUCGGCUUGGCUGUCACGCUGGUGCCUUUGUACAUCUCAGAGACGGCUCCUUCGGAGAUUAGGGGACGGCUCAACACGCUUCCACAGUUCAGUGGGUCAGGAGGGAUGUUCUUGUCAUACUGCAUGGUGUUCGGGAUGUCACUCUUGCCAUCACCUGAUUGGAGAAUUAUGCUGGGGGUUCUCUCAGUUCCGUCAUUGUUUUUCUUCAUCUUGACGGUAUUUUACCUGCCAGAAUCUCCGAGAUGGCUUGUCAGCAAGGGCCGAAUGGCAGAGGCAAAGAAGGUGCUGCAAAGAUUACGGGGAAGGGAGGAUGUCUCAGGAGAAAUGGCCCUUCUUGUUGAAGGUUUGGAGGUUGGAGGAGACACCUCCAUUGAGGAGUACAUAAUAGGACCAGCUAAUGACCCAGCUGACGAUCAUGUUGUUGAUGGCGAUAAUGACCAAAUAACACUAUAUGGGCCUGAAGAGGGCCAAUCAUGGAUUGCUCGACCUUCCAAGGGACCCAGCAUGCUUGGAAGUGUGCUUUCUCUUGCAUCUCGUCAUGGCAGCAUGGUGAACCAGAGUGUGCCCCUUAUGGAUCCUCUAGUCACGCUUUUCGGAAGUGUUCAUGAGAACAUGCCUCAAGUUGGAGGAAGCAUGCGGAGCACAUUGUUUCCUAACUUUGGCAGCAUGCUCAGUGUGGCAGAUCAGCACCCAAAAACUGAGCACUGGGAUGAGGAGAACGUUCAUAGGGACGAUGAAGAAUAUGCAUCUGAUGCUGGAGGUGACUACGAAGAUAAUGUCCAUAGCCCGCUGCUGUCACGACAGACCACAAACACGGAUGGGAAGGACCAUGGUCACCAUGGAAGCACUUUGGGCAUGAGAAGGAGAAGUCUCUUGGAAGAGGGUGGGGAGGCAGUCAGCAGCACUGGUAUUGGUGGGGGGUGGCAACUCGCAUGGAAAUGGUCGGAGCGACAAGGCGAGGAUGGCAAGAAGGAAGGAGGCUUCAAAAGAAUCUACUUGCACCAAGAGGGGGUGGCCGACUCAAGAAGGGGCUCUGUUGUUUCACUUCCUGGUGGGGGUGAUGCCACGCAAGGGGGCAGUGGGUUUAUACAUGCUGCUGCUUUGGUAAGCCACUCGGCUCUUUACUCCAAGGAUCUUAUGGAAGAGCGUAUGGCGGCCGGUCCAGCCAUGAUUCAUCCAUUGGAGGCAGCUCCCAAAGGUUCAAUCUGGAAAGAUCUGUUUGAACCUGGUGUGAGGCGUGCAUUGUUCGUCGGCGUUGGAAUUCAGAUGCUUCAGCAGUUUGCUGGAAUAAAUGGAGUUCUCUACUAUACUCCUCAAAUUCUGGAGCAAGCUGGUGUGGCGGUUCUUCUUUCCAAUCUUGGCCUCAGUUCAGCAUCAGCAUCCAUCUUGAUCAGUUCUCUCACCACCUUACUCAUGCUCCCAAGCAUUGGUGUAGCCAUGAGACUUAUGGAUAUAUCUGGAAGAAGGUUUCUGCUACUGGGCACAAUUCCCAUCUUGAUAGCAUCCCUAAUUGUUUUGGUUGUGUCCAAUGUUAUCAACUUGAGUACGGUGCCCCACGCUGUGCUCUCCACAGUUAGCGUCAUUGUCUACUUCUGCUGCUUUGUCAUGGGCUUUGGCCCGAUCCCCAACAUUCUAUGUGCAGAGAUUUUCCCCACCAGAGUCCGUGGUGUCUGCAUCGCUAUUUGCGCCCUCACAUUCUGGAUUUGUGACAUUAUUGUUACCUACAGCCUGCCUGUGAUGCUGAAUGCUAUUGGUCUAGCGGGUGUCUUUGGUAUAUAUGCAGUCGUUUGCUGCAUUGCCUUUGUGUUCGUCUACCUAAAGGUCCCAGAGACAAAGGGCAUGCCCCUCGAGGUCAUCACCGAGUUCUUUGCGGUUGGGGCGAAGCAAGCGCAGGCCACCAUUGCCUGAUUCAUCAUGGAGCUUUGUUUUCAGUUUGCACACUGCGGUCUGCGCUGAAAAUUGCAAAUUGGACGGGUCCUCGUGAGGAACGGAAAAACUUUUGAGUUGUAAAUGAGAUAGCUACCCAAAGAGCUCAUCACGAGGAACGGGAAGCUGUAAAAGUAGGAGGAUUUCAUGCCCCCAUUUCAUCGUCUAUUAUUGCUUAUUAGUACUGUACUGUAAUCGUCAUUAGUUGCUGUAGGGUUGUUCAACUUGCUAAUCUGAUUCUGAACUACCAUGCUGAUGUCCGAAAUAAAGAAAAAGCAUGUUUUUUUUGUGUCAA